Pelobates cultripes (western spadefoot toad) is the source of this 789-nucleotide messenger RNA. Lineage: Eukaryota; Metazoa; Chordata; Amphibia; Anura; Pelobatidae. The record is from the annotation of a GenBank genome assembly.
AUGUGGGCACAGUACCAAGGCCCCCUCCGUUUGUCCCUGGUUAUUGUGUCUCUCUGUACUCCUUUUGACCUCCGCUUGUCCCUGGUUAUUGUGCCUCUCCGUACUCCUUUUGACCUCCGCUUUUCCCUGAUUAUUGUGUCUCUCCGUACUCCUUUUGACCUCCGCUUGUUCCUGGUUAUUGUGUCUCUUCGUACUCCUUUUGACCUCCGCUUGUCCCUGGCUAUUGUGUCUCUCCGUACUCCUUUUGACCUCCGGUUGUCCCUGGAUAUUUUUUCUCUCCGUACUCCUUUUGACCUCCGCUUGUCCCUGGUUAUUGUGCCUCUCCGUACUCCUUUUGACCUCCGCUUUUCCCUGAUUAUUGUGUCUCUCCGUACUCCUUUUGACCUCCGCUUGUUCCUGGUUAUUGUGUCUCUUCGUACUCCUUUUGACCUCCGCUUGUCCCUGGCUAUUGUGUCUCUCCGUACUCCUUUUGACCUCCGGUUGUCCCUGGAUAUUUUUUCUCUCCGUACUCCUUUUGACCUCCGCUUGUCCCUGGUUAUUAUGUCUCUCCGUACUCCUUUUGACCUCCGCUUGUCCCUGAUUAUUGUGUCUCUCCGUACUCCUUUUGACCUCCGCUUGUCCCUGGUUAUUAUGUCUCUCCGUACUCCUUUUGACCUCCACUUGUCCCUGGUUAUUGUGUCUCUCCGUUCUCCUUUUGACCUCCGCUUGUCCCUGGUUAUUGUGUCUCUCCGUACUCCUUUUGACCUCCGGUUGUCCCUGGUUAUUUUUUUCUCUCCGUACUCCUUUUGA